Colletotrichum orchidophilum is the source of this 168-nucleotide messenger RNA. RefSeq names its product TAM domain methyltransferase. Lineage: Eukaryota; Fungi; Ascomycota; Sordariomycetes; Glomerellales; Glomerellaceae. The coding region runs from base 1 to 168 and encodes 55 amino acids. The record is from RefSeq and is a predicted model, not a curated record. The transcript has 2 exons.
AUGCGGAUCUUCGACUGGACCAAAGAAAAGACUGUGGUUUUUUGCGCCGGAGCGUGGGAUGAGUUGAAGCAACAGAAGAAGGUCCAUGCCUAUUUCGGUGUCUAUACAGUCUGGGGCCGGAAGCCUGAGGAGAAGGAAAAGGAGGACACUACUUGGAUAUACUCCUAG